Messenger RNA from Knipowitschia caucasica, 930 nucleotides. NCBI's taxonomy places the organism in Eukaryota, Metazoa, Chordata, Actinopteri, Gobiiformes, Gobiidae. The record is from the annotation of a GenBank genome assembly.
AUGAUCGCGUCCUCCGUGUCUUUAACAUCAUUAGCGCUCGUGUGGAAGUCAUGGGACAAGCACGGGACAGUUCGAGGACUUCACAUUUGUGGGACGUUACCAUCAUCCAUCUGCGUCUCAGUCUCUAAGCAGCAGAUCCAGAAACGUGUCGAAGAGCCCCAGCCGCGGGACUGGAGCGGUCUGAUACAGGUCUGCAGCGGGAACAUCCAGAAGAUCUCCCACAACACUGGUCAGAUCAAGAGCCUCCUGCACCAGCUGGGCAGUGACCAUGAGACCUCUGCUCCUCAGGACAAGCUACAGCAGCUUCAGCACUACACAAACCAGCUCGCCAAAGAGACCAACCAACAUCUGAAGGACCUGGGGGCGCUGGCUCCGCCCAUGUCUCCGUCUGAACAGAGACAACAGAAGCUGCAGAAGGAGCGUCUGAUGAGCGACUUCUCUGCGGCGCUCAAUAACUUCCAGGUGGUGCAGAGACGAGCUGCCGACAGACAAAAGGAGACUGUGGCACGAGCCAAAGCUGGGUCCAGGACCGCGGGGGAUGGAGACCUGAAUGACCAUCUGGUGACGUUUGAAAAGGAGGAUGAGUGGGGCCAGGCUGUCACUCAGAGCCAGGAGCCGGGCAUCACUGUGGAGGACCUGGAGGAGAUCCGGGAGCGGGAGACCAACAUCCGACAGCUGGAGUCCGACAUCAUGGACGUGAACCAGAUCUUCAAAGACCUCGCUGUGAUGAUCCACGACCAGGGAGAGAUGAUCGACAGUAUCGAGGCCAACGUGGAGAACGCAGAGGUCCACGUGAACAAGGGCACGGCUCAGCUGCAGAAGGCUUCCUACUACCAGAGGAAGUCCCGGAAGAGGAUGUGUGUUCUGGCCAUGGUGCUGUCUCUGGUGAUGGUCGUCCUCAUCAUCAUCAUCUAUCAGGCUUUGAAAUGA